Molecule: messenger RNA, 2552 nt
Organism: Helianthus annuus (common sunflower)
Lineage: Eukaryota; Viridiplantae; Streptophyta; Magnoliopsida; Asterales; Asteraceae
Product: cation/H(+) antiporter 15
Exons: 4
Coding region: 1-2496 (831 amino acids)
Biological process (GO): proton transmembrane transport; regulation of pH
Cellular component (GO): endomembrane system; membrane
Molecular function (GO): antiporter activity
Source: RefSeq, a predicted model, not a curated record
AUGCCGCCACUAAAUGCCUCAGAAGAUACGAUUAUUUGCUAUGCUCCAUUGAUGAUUACGACCCAAGGGAUAUGGCAAGGCGAUAAUCCUUUGAAGUACUCGCUCCCCCUUUUCCUUUUGCAACUAAUUCUCGUCGUUGUUACCACUCGAAUUCUUGUUUUCCUCUUGAAGCCCUUUCGCCAGCCUCGUGUCAUUUCGGAGAUUCUUGGUGGAGUGAUUUUGGGCCCAUCGGUGUUGGGACGAAGUACAGUCUUUACAAACGCAGUAUUCCCAUUAAAUAGUGUGACGGUUCUUGAAACAAUGGCGAACAUCGGCCUUCUCUACUUCCUCUUCUUAGUCGGAGUAGAAAUGGACAUUGCAGUGAUCCGCCACACAGGCCGAAAAGCCAUCUUUAUCGCAUUCGCAGGCAUGAUCCUCCCUUUCCUCAUUGGCAUCUCCUUCUCCUACCUCUUACACGAAAGAACACAACCCGUCAAACAAGGCACCUUCAUUUUGUUCCUCGGAGUUGCUCUCUCCGUAACCGCAUUCCCAGUACUCGCACGAGUCCUAGCCGAGCUCAAGCUACUUAACACAGAUAUUGGCCGAAUCGCGAUGUCAUCCGCCCUUGUGAACGAUAUGUGCGCAUGGGUUCUACUAGCGGUAGCUAUUGCGCUAGCUGAAAAUGAAAAUAUUAAUUUAGCUACGCUAUGGGUGGUUUUGUCUAGUGCGGGGUUUAUUAUGUUUUGUGUUUAUGUGGUUCGACCAAUGGUUUCUUGGAUCAUUCAAAAAACCCCAGAGGGUGAACCGGUUAGUGAUUUCUAUAUUGCUGUAAUCUUGACUGGAGUUAUGAUCUCGGGGUUCAUAACCGAUGCUCUUGGUACCCACUCGGUGUUUGGUGCAUUUAUUUUUGGGUUGGUGAUCCCAAAUGGGCCUUUAGGAGUUACACUUAUUGAAAGAUUGGAGGAUUUCGUUUCGGGUCUUUUGUUACCACUUUUUUUCGCCAUUAGUGGGCUUAAGACGGAAAUAGGCGCGAUAGAUGGUGUGGACACAUGGGGUAUAUUAGCACUUGUGAUAGUACUAGCGUGUGCCGGAAAAGUGGCUGGAACUUUGCUUGUUGCACUACUCUACCAGAUUCCAUUCUAUGAUGGGGUUACUCUUGGAUUCCUCAUGAAUACCAAAGGCCUUGUUGAGAUGAUUGUCCUCAAUGUUGGAAAGGAUCAAAAGGUGUUGGAUGAUAAAUCUUUUGCAAUUAUGGUGGUGGUCGCAUUGGUAAUGACAGCUAUAAUAACUCCGGCUGUGACCGUACUUCACAAACCGUCCAGAAGAUUCGCGCCCUACAAAGGUCGAACAAUCCUAAAAACCAAACCGGAUAGUGAGUUAAGGACCUUAGUUUGCAUCCACACACCAAGAAAUGUGCCUACCAUCAUCAACCUUCUUGAGGCUACAAAUCCAACAAGCAAGUCUCCACUCUGCGUAUAUGUCCUCCACUUAGUCGAGCUGACGGGUAGAGCCUCCGCCAUGCUAAUCGUCCACAACAGUCGUCGCACUGGCCGACCCGCAGCUAACCGAACACAAGCACAAUCUGAUCACAUCAUCAACGCUUUUGAAACCUUCGAGCAACACGCUGGAAACGUAUCGGUCCAACCCUUAACCGCGAUAUCUCCGUACUCCACAAUGCACGAGGACAUAUGUAGCGUUGCGGAGGACAAACGUGUAGCAUUUAUCAUCCUCCCAUUUCACAAACAACAAACAGUAGACGGUGGAAUGGAAGCUACCAACCCGGCUUAUCGGGUGAUUAACCAAAAUGUUUUAGCUAACUCCCCUUGCUCGGUUGGUAUUUUGGUAGACCGCGGUCUCAGCGCGGCCACCAAGAUUGCUGGAAACCAAAUAGCACACCACAUUGCGGUAGUAUUCAUUGGUGGGCCGGAUGAUCGAGAGGCUUUAGCAUUUGCGUGGCGUAUGUCCGCAUAUCCAGGGAACACGCUCACUGUAAUGCGGUUCGUAGUUGGAACCGAAAACCCCGAACAACCAAGCAGUUCCAACCGGGUUCAGAAUGACCCCAGGGUUUUGACGGUGGUCACUGAUAGCGAAAGAGAUAAACAAGAAGAUGAUGAGUUUAUAAACCAGUUUAAGACGCGGAUUGCAAAUGAGGAUUCGAUUAUCUACACAGAAAGAGUGGUGAACAAUGGUGAGGAAACGGUGGCAGCGAUUCGGUCUGUUGAUCCGGUGCAUGAUUUGUUUAUAGUAGGAAGAGGCCAAGGGGUGGCGUCAUCGUUGACCGCCGGUAUGACCGACUGGAGUGAGUGCCCAGAGUUAGGAGCAAUAGGUGACCUGUUAGCAUCGUCGGAUUUCGCAACCACGGUUUCUGUACUAGUGAUUCAACAUUAUGUGGGUUCCGAUCUAGACGAUUUCAGCACAUCACCUGAUACUCCAACAAACCACCAACAAACGUUCAUGAACCGUUCACCUAAGCCAUCAUCAUCAUCAUCAUCGUCAUCUUCCCCGAGGGGUUCAUAACCUUAGAAAUUCAAAAUCGUAUUAUUUUUGUUGUAAGCCAAGUAGGUUAAUUAACA